ACGUGCGCCAAUCACAACAAGCUUUUGAAUCUCUCUUUAUAUUCUCUACUGAUCGAUUACUGGAAGAGGAAGAGGAGGAGGAGGAGUUGUUGUUACCGGUUUAAUCAUCGUAAGCAUCAGCAGCGAUGGCUGUUUCGACUGCAUUCGCGGGUGUCAAACUUGAAUCUAUUCUUUCCAGCAAUUCUUCUACUGUUGCUGUUGCUUUUGCUGUUGCAUCCUCGUCUCCGUCGCGACCAUCGCCAUCUAUUUCUUCCCAAAUUCGCUUGUUUUCCAAACCUCUCGUCCGCCGCGGUCGUCUGCCGAUCCGAUGCGAGGCUGCUUCCGAUGAUGAUUCUGUAUCACUCCCUUCUUCAACGAGUCUAUCUGCUCUCGAGCAGCUCAAGACCUCUGCAGUUGACAGAUAUACUAAAGAAAGAAGCAGUAUUGUUGUCAUUGGUCUUAGUAUUCAUACAACACCAGUUGAGAUGCGGGAAAAGCUUGCUAUUCCAGAAGCAGAAUGGCCUCGAGCUAUUGCCGAGCUUUGCAAUUUGAAUCACAUAGAGGAAGCUGCUGUACUUAGUACCUGCAACAGGAUGGAAAUUUAUGUUGUUGCCUUGUCUCAACAUCGUGGAGUGAAAGAAGUCACUGAUUGGAUGUCAAAGACAAGCGGCAUUCCUGUUUCAGAACUUUGUCAGCAUCGGUUCUUGCUAUACAACAAUGACGCAACACAUCACAUAUUCGAAGUAUCGGCAGGGCUAGAUUCACUCGUCCUGGGCGAAGGUCAAAUCCUAGCUCAGGUCAAACAAGUAGUUAAAGUCGGACAAGGAGUUGUGGGCUUCGGAAGGAAUAUCAGUGGGCUAUUCAAGCACGCGAUCACAGUUGGAAAACGGGUCAGAACCGAGACAAACAUUGCAUCGGGUGCAGUCUCGGUUAGCUCUGCUGCAGUCGAGUUAGCUUUAAUGAAGCUCCCACAGUCCUGCCAUUCAAGUGUCAGGAUGCUGGUUGUGGGUGCAGGAAAGAUGGGAAAGCUGGUCAUUAAACACUUGAUUGCAAAAGGAUGCAAUAAAAUGGUGGUUGUCAACAGGUCAGAAGAGCGAGUCGCAGCCAUCAGAGACGAGAUGACAAAAGACGUCGAGAUAAUCUACAAACCCCUAACCGAAAUGUUAUCGUGUGCUCGAGAAGCAGACGUAAUAUUCACAAGCACUGCUUCGGAAACAGUCUUGUUUUUGAAAGAGCAUGUUGAGGAUUUUCCUCCAGUUUGUGAAGAAGUGGGGGGUCUUAGGCUAUUCGUAGAUAUAUCGGUCCCGAGAAACGUGGGAUCGUGCGUGGGUGAAGUGGAUAACUGCCGCGUUUAUAAUGUGGACGACCUUAAAGAGGUUGUGGCGGCUAAUAAAGAGGAUAGGUUGAGGAAAGCGAUGGAAGCUCAGGUGAUAAUUACUGAAGAAUUAAAGCAAUUUGAAGCUUGGAGGGAUUCGUUGGAGACAGUACCAACAAUUAAGAAAUUGAGAGCUUAUGCAGAGAGAAUUAGGGUUGGGGAGUUGGAGAAAUGCUUGUCGAAAAUUGGGGAGGAUAUACCGAAGAAGAGUAAGAAGGCUGUGGAUGAUCUUAGUAGAGGGAUUGUGAACAAGUUGCUUCAUGGUCCAAUGCAACAUCUGAGAUGCGAUGGGAGUGACAACAUAACUCUUAGCGAGACAUUGGAUAAUAUGCACGCAUUGAACAGAAUGUUCAAUCUUGAGACUGAGAUAUCUGUUUUGGAACAAAAGAUUCGAGCCAAACUGGAGCAAAACUCAUAAAACAAAGCCAAAUCCUUGCACCGGUAAUUAAUUUACCUCCUCAUUUACAUUAAAUAUGAAUAAGAAGAGGUAGAUGUAUAGGUAGAGGACAAUUCUUGUAACUUAAUUGAGAGUUUGAGACAAACAGAUUACAAAAUUGUAUUGUUUUGUUUGUUUGUUUUUAUU
Molecule: messenger RNA, 1937 nt
Organism: Impatiens glandulifera
Lineage: Eukaryota; Viridiplantae; Streptophyta; Magnoliopsida; Ericales; Balsaminaceae
Product: glutamyl-tRNA reductase 1, chloroplastic-like
Exons: 3
Coding region: 126-1772 (548 amino acids)
Biological process (GO): tetrapyrrole biosynthetic process
Molecular function (GO): glutamyl-tRNA reductase (NADP+) activity; NADP binding
Source: RefSeq, a predicted model, not a curated record